CGAGACUUUGGAGGAGACAGGUGGGGCUCAUCUCGAUCAGGAAAUCGCGGUAUGAGCAGGAGAGAGGAAGAAGAGAUCCUCAAACUUUUUGAGUCUUCCAAGAAUGCAACGGGGAUUAACUUCGACAAGUAUGAAGAUAUUCCAGUAGAGGUCGCGCCAUCGAUGGAGAAGAUCGGUGUCAGGAGCAUAGAAACCUUCCAGGAUGACCUUGGUUUGGCUGGACCUAUCAUGGACAACAUCAACAGGGCUGGUUACAAGAAACCGACCCCUGUUCAGAAGUUUGCAUUGCCUAUUCUAGUCGCCAACUUCGAUAUCAUGGCGUGCGCCCAAACGGGCUCGGGCAAGACUGCAGCUUUCCUCUUUCCGAUGAUCUCGGUGAUCUUGAAAGCCCCACCUGCGCCGCCAGCGGGCAAUGGAAGGUCGUCGUACCCCCGCGGACUCAUUCUUGCACCGACCCGCGAGCUUGUUCAGCAAAUUUUCGAUGAAGCCCGGAAGUUCUGCUAUAAGACUGGCCUCAGAUGCGCAGUAGCGUAUGGUGGCGGAGAGAACAUCCGUGACCAGCUGAGGGAAGUUGAGCGUGGAGCUGACAUCAUUGCUGCUGCUCCUGGACGCCUUGUAGACUUCAUGGAGAGAGGCAAAGUCAAGUUAUGCGACGUCAUGUUCUUGUGCCUUGACGAAGCUGAUCGAAUGCUGGACAUGGGUUUUGAACCUCAGAUCCGUCGCAUCGUGGAAGAUUCUGAUAUGCCUGGAAACGACAUGCGUCAGACUCUCCUCUUCUCGGCCACCUUCCCGCGCGAGGUCCAGCGCCUUGCACAGGAUUUCUUGCGCCGUGACUUUGCUACUUUGACCGUUGGGAGGGUUGGUGCUGCAACAGACACCAUCGUCCAGAAGAUUCUGUUUGCUCGUGACAAUCAGGAGAAGUGCGGGAUGUUGGUAGAUGUUCUGCUUUCGCAAGGAGUAGAAGGAGAGCGUGUUCUGGUCUUCGUCGCAACGAAGCGUGAAGCCGACAUGCUCGAGGAGUUCUUGUACCGUGAGGGCUUUCCUGCCACUUCCAUCCAUGGAGAUCGCAGCCAACCCGAGCGUGAAAUGGCUCUUCGCUCCUUCAGGGCAGGCAAGGAGAAAGUUCUGGUUGCGACCGACGUUUGCGCCCGUGGCAUUGAUAUCCCCAACGUUGCUAUGGUGGUCAACUACGACAUGCCAAACUGCAUCGAAGAUUACGUUCACCGUAUUGGCCGUACGGGACGUGCUGGAAACGAUGGGCAAGCAACUUCCUUCAUCACUCCCAAGGAUGCUCGCUUGGCCAAGGAUCUUGAGAAAAUCUUGGUUGACGCCCGACAAGAAGUUCCACCAUUCCUUGACGAGAUGGCAAGAAGUGCUCGUUUUGGCAGCGGGGGAGGAUACGGAGGCAGAGGGGUGGAAGGUGGGGAGGAGGAGGAGGAGGAGGGCGCUAUGGAUCUGGCGGGGGUUGGGGAGACCGUUGGGGAGAUCGUGGAGGAGGAGACCGCGGAGGAGGAGAUCGUGGUGGUGGAGGAGGCGGCUCGAGGUGGACAGAUGACGCAUGGGAUAACUGAGAGGGACAACAUGGUUGUUGCCCUGGGUGUAAUGUACGUUCUUUCGUAUUUGGUGCUGCAAAGAUUGUUUGAGUUGGUGGCGUUUCCGCGCGAAGAGGCGGAGAGAGUGGUUGGCGAGUGGAGCAGCGCACACGUGCAGGGGCUUUGCUAUGUCAGCUGGAGCAACGCUUGUUGAAACUCACCGACGGUUUCUGUGGUGCGUGUGAUGUGCGAGCUCCAGCCUUUGCCAUCCUCGGCCUCACUGACGUUGGCAAGGGCAACGAUGCGCGGCAGGCAGGAUUCAGCCCUAGUCUGCUGUGUCCAGUCUUCUAUUCAUUACUAGUUUGAUCCCACAUGGAAUUCGCAAAAAAAUAUCUGCCGAGGUAAUGUUUUCAUAUUGCGAGUUCGUUGAAAAACCAUAAGAGAAAAACUAAAGAGCCCCGAAUAAAUAAAUAUGGGAAUCUGACAUGUCAAUUCCUAGUCAACCUUCACUUAACCUAUUUCAAUUCACAUGAUAGCUACGAGAAUUCUCACCAUUUAACCCCUAGAGUCUCUUGACUCCUCACUUGUUGUCCUUGGAGGAGGAGGAGGAGAGUAGUGCCUUCUUCCACUCGUUGCUUGUUGGAACUCCGUUCACACCCUCCACAACCAGCGCGAAGUUUGGCUCCGCCUCGACCUCCUUGACCGGAGCCUUGUGCGAUCCACCGUUGAUGCCAUUAGCGACUGGGUGCACAUGGUCCUCCGCACCAGCAGCCUCGUGCUCCUCCUUGUACUUGUCAAUCAUCUCUCCGUUCUUCUCCUCCCAGUCCAGCUGUUGCUUGCUCUUCUCUGCCAACUUCACUGUCAACCCCUGCUUGGCCCCGAUCGACGGCACGUCAGCUCCGUUUAGCUUGUCAACUGCUGCAUUCGCCUGCUCCGCGUUUGCCAACGUAACGAAGCCGAAGCCUCUGGAGCUCUUCGUCUCGUUGUCUCGCACAACAAAAGCGUCCGUAACUCUUCCGUAAGUAGAGAAUUCCUCUGCAAGGAUCUCCUCAGAGCAUCGAAAAGAGAGCCCCCCAACAAAAAGCUGACAGCCACAAGCCACUGCUAGAUGCCUCUUCUCCAUUAUUUUCUCCCUCUC
This is a messenger RNA of Guillardia theta CCMP2712, 2670 nucleotides long. RefSeq lists its product as hypothetical. Gene Ontology annotation, molecular function: RNA binding; ATP binding; RNA helicase activity. Bases 52 to 1746 code for a protein of 564 amino acids. The transcript has 9 exons. The record is from RefSeq and is a predicted model, not a curated record. Lineage: Eukaryota; Cryptophyceae; Pyrenomonadales; Geminigeraceae. Gene Ontology annotation, cellular component: nucleus.